Nothobranchius furzeri (turquoise killifish) is the source of this 6281-nucleotide messenger RNA. RefSeq names its product solute carrier family 6 member 17 (gene slc6a17). The record is from RefSeq and is a predicted model, not a curated record. Gene Ontology annotation, biological process: alanine transport; L-leucine transport; sodium ion transmembrane transport. Gene Ontology annotation, cellular component: synaptic vesicle; plasma membrane. Lineage: Eukaryota; Metazoa; Chordata; Actinopteri; Cyprinodontiformes; Nothobranchiidae.
GACUUGCCAUAGUAACGUCCUCAAGUCACCACAGCACGACCGUCACCACGUGGAAACCAGCUGUUCCAGCAGGUCUUCUCUGCAAACACCCAUCACACAAACGAUGGCGCGUUUCUUUUAAUCGCCGCGAGUUGGAGAGAUUUUAGCCCUCUAACUUGUGCCAUGCGCUGAGCUCCUGCGUCAGACUUUACGCACCACCGUGCGCCCUGUGUGACUGGAAGCUCUCCGUGAUUUCACAUCCAGAGAUGCUGCAUGCUGAGACUGAAUGAACAUGCAUGCAGGAUUUAAACCGCCACACUGAGUCUCAAAGCCAUCCUGCUCUCUGGUUAUUAAAAGAUUAAAGACAAGCACACGUUUCCUCCUCGCCUCCUCCCCAGCCUCCGCUGUACCUCCCUCCUCAUCCUCUGAAGGAGCUCUUGUGUGUAAGCAGCCAUGCCAAAGAACACCAAGGUGACUCAGCAGGAGCACAGCAAUGAGCCGGUCACCGAGUCCGUGGCGGACCUCCUGUCCCUGGAGCACCCCAUGGAUUAUAAAAGCAGUCAGAUGAGUAUGGGUCUCAGUCCUGGAUCUACUUUGCCAGGAAAGUCCCUUCUCCCCGAGCAGGACCUGGAGGAUGGACGGCCUGCAUGGAACAACAAACUGGAGUACAUCCUGGCCCAGGUGGGCUUCUCUGUUGGUCUGGGAAACGUCUGGAGGUUUCCCUACCUGUGCCAGAAGAACGGUGGAGGAGCAUACCUGGUGCCCUACUUCAUCCUCCUGCUUCUUAUCGGCAUUCCUCUGUUUUUCCUUGAGCUGGCGGUCGGCCAGAGGAUCAGGCGGGGCAGCAUCGGGGUGUGGAACUACGUUUACCCUCGGCUGGGUGGUAUCGGGGUCUCCAGCCUCAUGGUUUGCGGUUUUGUCGGCCUCUAUUAUAACGUAAUCAUCGGCUGGAGCAUCUUCUAUUUCUUCCAGUCUUUCCAGUAUCCUCUACCUUGGGCUGAGUGCCCCAUCACAAGAAAUGGAUCCCAAGCCAUUGUAGAGCCAGAAUGUGAGAAAAGCUCAGCCACAACCUACUUCUGGUACCGCGAGACUCUUAACAUCACCAGCACCAUUGAUGACACCGGCGGCCUGAACUGGAAGAUGACCCUGUCCCUGUUGGUGGCCUGGAUCCUGGUCUGCCUGGCCGUCAUCAAAGGCAUCCAGUCCUCUGGAAAGGUGAUGUACUUCAGUUCCCUCUUCCCGUAUGUGGUGCUCUUCUGUUUCCUGGUCCGAGGCCUGCUGCUGAAGGGUGCCGUGGACGGCAUCGCUCACAUGUUCACGCCCAAGCUGGAGAAGAUGCUGGAGCCACAGGUGUGGAGAGAAGCAGCCACGCAGGUCUUCUUCGCCCUGGGUCUGGGCUUCGGAGGCGUCAUCGCUUUCUCCAGCUACAAUAAACGAGACAACAACUGCCACUUUGAUGCAGCGCUGGUUUCCAUCAUCAACUUUGUCACCUCCAUCUUGGCCACCUUGGUGGUAUUUGCCGUGCUGGGCUUCAAAGCCAAUGUCAUGAACGAGAAGUGUGUUGUUGAGAAUGCGGAGAAGAUUCUGGGUUACCUGAAUUCGGGUGUCCUGAGCAGAGAGCUGAUUCCUCCUCACAUCAACUUCUCCCACCUGUCAGCUCAAGAUUACUCAGAAAUGUAUGGAGUCAUCCAAACAGUGAAGGAGGACAACUUUGCCCAGUUGGGUCUGGACCCGUGUGCCCUGGAGGAUGAACUGAACAAGGCGGUACAGGGCACUGGCCUGGCCUUUAUCGCCUUCACAGAAGCCAUGACCCACUUCCCCGCCAGUCCCUUCUGGUCCGUCAUGUUCUUCUUCAUGCUGAUUAACUUGGGCUUGGGGAGCAUGAUCGGAACCAUGACCGGCAUCACCACACCCAUUCUGGACGCUUUCAAGGUCCGCAAGGAGAUCCUGUGUGUGGUUUGCUGUGUGAUCGCCUUCCUGUUGGGCUUGCUGUUUGUGCAGCGUUCAGGGAACUACUUUGUCACCAUGUUUGAUGACUACUCCGCCGGUUUGCCUCUCACAGUGGUGGUGAUCCUGGAGAACAUCUCUGUGGCCUGGAUCUACGGCACCAAGAGGUUCAUGCAAGAUCUGGAAGACAUGCUUGGCUUCAGGCCGUAUGCUUUCUACUUCUACAUGUGGAAAUAUGUGUCGCCUGCCAUCUUGGUGGUGCUAAUUGCUGCUACCGUCAUCGAGAUGGCCAUCAGUCCUGCAGGAUACAACGCCUGGGUAGAAGCUGAGGGCUCAGAGCGUUUCCAUAGUUACCCUCCCUGGGCUUUAGCCAUGGCUUACGCCCUUAUCGUGGUUGCCAUGCUGCCUUUACCCAUCAUCUUCAUCGUCCGCCACUUCAACUUGAUCUCAGACGGCUCAAACAAGUUGUCCGUCUCCUACCGUAAAGGCAUGAUGAAGGACAUCUCCAACCUGGAAGAGCAGGACGAGCAGCGCUUCAUCCUCAACAAGAACCCCAGCGAGGCUCCCUCCCCCAUGCCCCCCCACCGCGCUUACCUGGGCCCCGGCGGCACCCAAGAGAUGACCAACACCAACUAUGGCACCAGCACCAAGACGGGCUACCAGAACAUUGGCUCGCCCGAGUCUGAGCUAUGAUCAGCUGAGCUUGUGAAACCAGUAAGCUCCGCCCACAUUGAAGAGAGGAAGUAAAGAGGCUUGCAGCAUUAGUCACACAUUAACCCCCAGAGAUAAAGUCAUCUAGCCCUGUCUCUGCUCCAUCACUUGUGCAGAGGCAGGGAGGAUAAACACUCAACUCUGGCCGAGGUUAAUGAGUGUCUGGUGCUGUUCUGUUGUUCUCUGUGUGUUUACCAGUGUGUGUUUUUUCUGGUUCAUUUGAGAAGAUUGUUAAAUGUGGCAAUAGAAUGGAAGGAGAAUCAAAAAACACAUAUCUGAUCAGUAUGAGAUCAUCUCUCAUGUAAAGCAUCACAAAAGCAUCCAUAGCAGUAUGUAGUCGACGUUUCAGAUCCAUACUUUUACUGUGCCUAUCACUCAUCAGCAAUAAUCUGUGGCUGCAAAGUCCUCACAGAAUGUCAGAUCUCCUUCUAGCUCUAUCCCCCCACAGAUGUACAUUAGAAACCUGUAUAUAUAAGUAGUGCAAUAGUCUCAGACAUCACUUUUAAGUCAUGCAGAAUGAUGAGCAGCAGCUUUGACUCCAACCUUAACCUGACACAGAAGCACAGACCGUUUUAGACCAUCUCUGAGCCUUAAAACAGAAUAACAUUUAUUUUAAACAACCGUUUGGUAAGAAGGGCCAUGGAGUUGUUGCCAGCAGACCAAGACAGAGCUUUUUAACGUCAAUCAAUCACUUUGAUCAGCCUGUUUUAAUGAAUGCCUUAGAAGGGCUGGGUGUGAAUCGCAGAUGCAGAGCAGAAAGGAGCUUUGGAUAGAACAAGACUGCACACACACACACAUGCAUGUCGGUGUGUUGUCUGCUGCUAAAUGAGACCUCCUUGUGACCUGGUCUGUUUAAAAAUAGAUCUGUGUAACCCAGGGAAAACCAUGGCAAUGCUCUGUAGAAACAGACACCUAGCUUUGUCUGCUCCUGCCAGAAUCCCUCACCAGUCUCGUCUUGGUGUAUUGAGAGGUGGUUCACUGCCAUGCUGUGCUGUGGAUCAGUCAUAAUUCUUGAUGUUUAACAUUUGUACAUUCCUCUAAUUGUGAGCACAUCAUGCCAUCAGCACUACAAGCUACACUUUUAUGUCUUUUAGUGAUCCAAAGUGUGAAAACAAAGCUUUUUCUUACAUUAUUUAUAUUCUUGUAUGACAGUGAAAAUGUACUGUGAUUUAAAUGUUUGGAGUAAGCAGUAGUAUAUGGGUUUAACCACUAGGUGUCGCUGUCGGGCAGCAGUGACACUGAUUUCUUCUUGGCCCCUCCCUGAGAGGCACCGGUACUUGAGACUGGGCAGAAGUGGAGGAAGCUCAGUCAGCCACUGUUUGGUGCCUGAACAGCAUCUCUGUUAUCUGUUUGCCUUAUGUUUCUGUCAUUUUAUGCUUAUUAUUUUCAUUUGUGUGCAUUUGAAGCAAAGUUUUGUCUCAGUCACUUGAGCACUUUAAUUAGGUACAGACCCUGGAGUUGUUUGUUAAGCACAAAUUUGUUUCAAAUUAAGACAAGGGAAAUUAUUGAUUUAUAUGAAGAGGAGAGAAGUGGAUGUGCACUAAAGGCACAAAGGGAAAUCUGUAGUUUCUUAUCAUUGUGAGAAAAUUCUGUUUUAAUGGAGGGUCGUGUUUGCUUUUAGGAAGGGGAAAAUUUCCUAAUUAUUCAUCAUCAUUGCGUUAAAUCUCUAAACUGUGACUUUUACAUGCAGAGUUCUGACGUGAUGAAUUUUUUAACUCAUAAUUUUAACUUUUUUUUCAUAAAUGUGAAUUUCUACCUUAAUAAUGAAUCUUUACAAAAAUAUGAUGGCAUAGAAACGUAGAAUUAAAAAAAUAAUUCACUAAUGAUUGAUUUUAAGCACAAUGUUGUAAAUCAUAAUUAAUUCUUCCAAAUUAAUCAACAUAUAACACAUAAUUAGGACCUUGACUCUAACAAAUGUGACUUUGCAUGUUUUGAUUAUGAUUUUUAAGCUCACAAACAUAAUCAUCAUCAUCAUCAUCAUCAUCACAAUCUUAAAAUUAUGACGUGACUUAUUUUUAUCUCAUGUGGAUUUAGGCAUUUAGGUUUUUUCUUUAUACCAAUUAUUUUUGGUACAUUCCUUUUCUGUUAAGUUUGUUGCACUAUGCCCCAGUUUUUAUUAUGAGGCCAUUAAACAAAAAACCCUAAAAUUUAUCAUUUUCCCUGACAUGUUGUUUUCCAGCAUCCCCAUAAGCACACAGGUAAAAAUAAGCAUUACAGCCAAUUUAAGUACGUGUACUGACUGUAAAAGCACAAAAAUUAGAAUAACUAGUAUAUUUUAAUUACUAACUUUAAGUAAAUAUCUAAACUAAUCAGAUAUUUUUCACAAUUAGUCAAAUUUGAAAAUCAAAUGUUCACAUGUUUCCUAUAAAAACACGACUGAAGCACCAAUCACAGAUGGCUCAUAUAGUGAAGUGUUUGUGCACAAAUAGCAGCUUUUGCGUGGCAUUAAAGCACAUUUUCGGAAAGUACAGAACCAGCAGCACACGGGACAUGUUAUUUAUUGGUUUUUGUGGGAUACCGUAGGAAAACUUAAGGAUCAGGUUCCAAGAGGUCACUUUUGACAAAGCUGCAGAAUAAAAGGCACCACCAUUUUCAAGCAGCAUCUGCUUAACUGGAGCACAAUCACAGCCUGGGAGCUUUAUUUCAAUGUGCUACAUCUUUUUGAUGUUGCAAAAAGAUUCAUUUUAACCAAGACAAAUUAAAAAAUCUCCCUGAUCAUUUUUAAACUCUUCUGGAAACUCUCUGCUAUUACUUACCUGUAAUUAUUUGUCCCAAAAACAAAAACUCCAACUCCAGGGUCUCCCCGUCUCGUCCGUCUCUGCUGUGUCGCCAGACAACUUGUAGAUUUUACCUGAGUUCAGACACAAAGUCGAUUUAUUUCAGCGUGCAGAUAGUCUUUAUGUGACCAAACAGAUAUAUUUAUAGUAUUUAAGAGGAUGUAUUUAAUCUGUACAUAUUGAUGUACAUUCUGAUAAAUUCACACUGAUUAUCUAUUUAGUGAGAAAGUGGCUGACAGGGUGUAAACUUCAGCUGUAAAUAAUAAUUGUAUAUUUUCAGAUAUUUUUUUGAUUCUUGUAAAGUUGGUAAUGUUUCAUUGGUGUCUGCUGGUUUCAAGUGUUUGUGUGUGUGGUUGUUUUUGGUAAAAUAGCUGAGCGCCUGUGUGUGUGUGUGUGUGUGUGUGUGUGUGUGUGUGUGUGUGUGUGUGUGUGUGUGUGUGUGUGUGUGUGUGUGUGUGUGUGCGUGUGUGCGUGUGCGCGCGCGCGUGUGUGUGUGUGUGCGUGUGUGCGCGUGCGUGCAUGUGUGUGUGUGUGUGUGCGUGUAUGCGAUCCUGUGUGUGUGCAGAAUAAAUGUACUUGUAGGUUUUUGGUGUUUGGCUCUGUGUUUUUCUCCUCCUUCAGUGUUGUGUGCUGCUUAUCUAAACCAGUACAUGUUGUUGCCGUGGAGUGGGACCACUAAUGUAAAAAGCAAUCUCCUCUCUGUGCUUCUCACUCGAACGGCGUCCAGCACAAAACUGGAAACACAUUCAGGAAGAAACGUUUGACUGUAAAUGAUAAGAUGGAAAGCUUUGAUUUUGGGCUGAAGAGAGACGACGUGUAACGACACAAGAGUGGAGAUGAUUAAAGUAACCACUUUGAUUCAACAGA